GUGGGACCCAGGAAGGUGAAUUGGGGUACAUGGGAAGAGCUAAUACUUGGUAGUGCUGUUCGGCGGCAUGGGACGAGGGAUUGGAACGUCGUCGCAUCGGAGCUCCGUGCACGGACUAUUUAUCCUCACGACUUUACCCCUGAGGUUUACACUUAUUUUCGAUUAUAUGCCACUAUGUUUUUAUGAUAGGGACAACACGCCUUUUUUGUUUAUUUGGGUCUGUUCGUAAUCUUCGCUUUUUUUUUUUUUUAUUUAAUCUUUCGUUAUGGAAGAAUUAUUGUUGUUUUGUCGUAUAGUUUAUUUUAUUUAUUGAUUAAUUUGUAAAUGUGGUUUGGUCUCCUUAUCAGCCUGAUUUUGUGGGGCCCAUAUCGUAGGAUAAUUAAUAUUGUAACUUUCAACAACCUUUAUUAUUUUCAAUUAUGCAUUGGUCCAUAGCCAAAUUUAGCUCCCACCUUGCAAUAGAUUUAGAAGUUCGAAACUCUGAAUUUUUAAAGUUGUGGUUUUUAAAAUUGAAAUUUUGGGAGUUAAAAAUUGGCUCAAGUUUUAAAAUUUAAUCCAAAAUCUAUGGUAAGCGAUCGAUUAUAAAUUUAAAUAUGUGGGUCUUAGGUAUUAGGAUACUUACUCCCACUAAACUUGCAAGAAAGGAGCAACUGAAUACAUAUUCUUUGAUUAUACUCUUGUUUCAAUUUGUUUGUACGUAUUAUCCGUUCCAACUUUUCAUGUGGCGUGUUAUUAAAGGGUCAUUUUGGUAUGUUUUACACUUCUUCACCCGACAAAUAAAUUCAAACAGAGGGAGUAUGAAGUUCAUGGCAUAACUAUAGCACUCUAUUCCUACCUUAGUUUAUAACCUCGGUUUCUUGUCUGCACCGGGCGUGAGUAAGUUUUUUCAUUUGUGACAGAACUUCUUUAAAAUGUCCUUUAAAUGCGUGCUUAAUAUUUUGAAAGAUUCAACCAAAGUAUUUUGGAGAGUCCGAAUAACAUAAGUUAACAACUUUUGACGCUCUCUCCAUCCUAAUUUAUGUAAAGGUGUCUGUCUAUAAUAAGCCAUAGAAAUUUUUGUGGCUUUAAUUCAGCUCAAUAAUGAUAAAAUUGAAGUUUGAAGUGAAAUUGUCCCUAAUUAUAUAAAAAGAUAUCAUUCUUUUGGGAUUAAACAAAAAUAAACGAGGGUCACAUAAAUAGGAACAGAUGGAUUAUAAAAAAAAAAAAAAUUCUUGGAUAAGUAGUGAAUUAUUGGUUGUGUCACUAUCUGUCCUAGUACUAAAAUUGAGUAGAUAGAAUUACAAUAUUAUAGUAAUUGUGUGGCAGGAGGAGUUUGGUUGGUAGACUGUCAAGGUAUCUGAAGCUUUUUUCUUGUCAUAAUGGUGUUGGUCCCUACCCAAACUAUUGUCCUUAUUAAUGUUUGAACAUGUGGCUGCCAUAUAGAGCAGUGACCCUAAUGGAAAAACAGGAUCUUUUUUGCUAGUGGUUUAACGCACUUCAUAUGUCAGUGUUUCUUCAUUUCUUUUAUAUUUUAGUUUCCCACUACCAAGAUUUAUCUGGAUGAUCAAGUUUUUUUUAUAUCUGAUUAAAAGUUGCAAGCUUUAUAGCUAUGUUGCUCCGAAUCUCCGCAAAUGUUGUUGUACCCGUGUCGAAUCUUUCGAAAAUACAGAAUUUUUGAAGGAUAUAUUUAAAGAAUCCCCCCGCUCUCUGCAAAGUUAUUGCCUUUCCUCUCGAUCAGUUGAUCUUAGAGUAGAAUUCUUCUGCAAGAGUGCUUGGUUUGAAGAGUUACGAAAGCGACGAGUUGAAGAACUGAAGCGGGAAUUGGUGAGAUCUGAGAGCUCCAUUGGGUCUCUUCAGUUGAAGAUUGAAAGCCUAAAAGCUGAGAGAGAGCGAUCCGGUCAGCUAGACUACGGUUUGAGUCACACUGAAUCUCCUGCUCCUCUGACAAAAUCAGAAGAUAUUGAGUUUUCUGUGAAAGAAGAAGCAAAGGACGGUUUGUCUGCUGGCAGCUUCACGCUCGAUAUUAGAACAAACCAGUCUCCUGAGUCUCAGGUUCCCGCCAUACCCUCAGCUACAGAGACAGUUGUAAAGCUAGAACCUUUGGAGUCUUGGGAACAGGACAAAGCUCCAAGUACAAGCAAGGUUACAGAGGCUGCCAAUGGAAAUGGAGGGGCUGUGAGGAAGAGAAGAGGUAAGAGGAGAAGAAAAGACUCUGUUUGGGAUGCCAAAGAAGGGAGCAUUGAGGACAGUGACAAUGUAUGUUCAACGAGUCUCGCCUCCACUUCUCACUGUAAAGAAAUACUAACCAGUUGUGAUCAGAGUAUUAGGCAUUCUGCCGUAAGCAAUCAUAGAGGAUGUUUAUCUAGGUUUAGGAACGAUGACUUGAUGAGGAUUUUCAAUUCUAUUACACAGCACGAAGCUGCUAUGGUCUUCAGGCAUCGUCUUGAUAGUCAGAAGAGAGCAAGAUACAAGAAAAUUAUAAGGCGUCAUAUGGAUAUAGAAACAGCAAGAUCAAGACUAGCCAACUGGUCCAUCAAAACACCAGGUGAACUCUUCAGGGAUUUCCUUUUACUAGCCAACAAUGCCAUGGUAUUUUACUCAAAGAGGACAAGAGAAUACAAAUCAGCAAUGGCCUUAAGAGACAUUGUCACUAAAGUAUAUCGCGAACAUUACAAAGACUCUUACUACAAAGCUACAUCAUCCCUCCUUCCAUGGCCAACAAUCGGUAAUCCACCUGGGAAGCCACGAAGUGUUCGCCCUCGUCCUUCUAAGGACAAACUUCAAGCCAAGUAUGGCAACAAUGUGAAAGACAUCAUUGGCGGAACACUUGGAAAACAGAAUCAUAAAGCAGUUGAUGCUGAUUCUAAGGUACCAUUGCAAUCUUUCUUAUCAGCUAAGAAGGGCUUCAAGAGGCCUGGAAAGAUCAAGUGUGGAUCGACUAUCGAGACUGUCAAUCCACAACCUAAAGUACAAGCUAAGGAACCCUCACAACAUAAUAUUAAGGUUAAAAAGGACCAUCGAGUUAAGCCUGUAACCAAAGAGAGGAAAAGGGCUCGGCAAAAGUGAUUUGCAGAUUCCAUAGUCCUUUGUUACUUAAUCUAAUCCUCUUUCCUUUUUCUUAAUUAUCUUUUGGGGGGUAUAGAAUUUUUCUCUUUAUCAUCUUUCCAAUUUUGUGUAGGCAUUUUGCACUAGGGUGUGUAAUAUAAUACUAAUGAACUUGUGGAUAAUCUAGGCUUCAAAUUUGUUUC
Capsicum annuum is the source of this 3227-nucleotide messenger RNA. RefSeq lists its product as uncharacterized. The record is from RefSeq and is a predicted model, not a curated record. The transcript has 3 exons. Bases 1540 to 3045 code for a protein of 501 amino acids. Lineage: Eukaryota; Viridiplantae; Streptophyta; Magnoliopsida; Solanales; Solanaceae. Gene Ontology annotation, molecular function: protein binding.